Messenger RNA from Symbiodinium sp. CCMP2592, 2019 nucleotides. Lineage: Eukaryota; Dinophyceae; Suessiales; Symbiodiniaceae. The record is from the annotation of a GenBank genome assembly.
AUGCGGAUUCCAACCAGUCGUCAUCAGUUUCAGAGAGACGUCCCAGAGGACAUCCAGCCCAUAAGCAUCGCAAUUGUGGGGCGGCCGAACGUGGGCAAGUCGACUCUGUUCAAUCGCCUACAAUCUGGUACGCGGCGGAAAAAGCGCGACAUAGACCACCGCGCCAUCAUCAGCGAUCGUGCAGGCACCACCCGCGAUCGCAAAGAUGCGCUGGCGGUGCUGUAUGGGCUGCUGCUCCGAGUCAUUGACACGGGCGGACUUGAAAGCCCGAAGGAGACGUCUGCAAACACGCUGCUGCAGUCUAUGCAGGAGCAGGUUUGGAGAGCGAUCGCAGAGGCGCAGGCGAUCCUGUUCCUCAUCGAUGCACAGGAGGGCAUCACCCCGAGCGACAUUGCGAUUGCCAAGAUGCUUCGUGAGGGGGCAGGGAACGCAGAUCGCUAUCGGGACCUUUUCAAGACGGAGACGCCGAGGGAUGUCCCGAUCAUCCUCAUCGCCAACAAGGCGGAGAACACUUUCAUCGGACCUUACUUGAACGACUGCUACGAGCUGAACGUGGGAGAUCCGGUCAUCAUCUCUGCCAAGCAAAACCAAGGCAUGGACGAUCUCUACGACCGGCUGCUUCUGGAAGUUGGCCACCUUCAGCAUCAGGAAGAGGAAAACCCGGGCACUGCAUUCAUGCCAACCGGCGAGGAAGGCAUGUACAUGCAAGGUCUGGAGAGCGAAGAGACGGCCGAGGAUGCUGAGGAGGAAGAGGCCGAGGACGACCUUGAGGACGAGGAGUUCAGUGGACAGAGUGACUCAGAGAGUGGCCCUCCACCAGGACCCACCUUGCCUUGGUUGACUUUGGACAUGCCGGAGCAGAAGUGGAAGUCGCUGAGGUACUAUGCACAUCAUCCUGCUGAUCCUCUCGGAGCAUUGGACCCGGGGCUCAAGGCGGCGAUUAUGCAUGACGACGGCAGACGAAUUGGCAAGUACUGGCUUGACGCCAAGCAGCGCUCGCUUCCGACAAAAGAGGCAAGGGACUAUGUCUUGCGGCAUCGACGUGCUGAAGAGAUGGAGAACGCCAUGAAGGUGGCAAUUAUUGGGCAGCCGAAUGGCGGAAAGUCCAGCAUCAUCAAUGCGCUCCUUCAGGAGGAGCGGUGUGUGGUUGACGAAGCGGAUGGCACGACCAUGGACUCCAUCAUCACUAACUGGACGUUCAAAGAGCACCCGGUGAAGUUGAUAGACACGUGUGGGAUCUACCGAGGCUGGCAGUACUCCGGUACCACUGCAGAGUUUGUGCAGCCGGGCAUGGGCACACGCAAGGCCAUCCGACGAGCGCACGUCUGCGUCCUUUGCCUCGACGCCCAGCGAUAUGCCAAGAUGACGCACAACAGCUGUCCGAACAAGUUUGAGAUCAACUUGGGCAACUUCGUCGCGGACGAGGGCAAAUGUUUGAUCAUCGCCAUCAACAAAUGGGACCUCAUCCACGAGAACGACCAGCCAAAGUACCGCGAAGAGAUCCUGAAGAGGAUCGCUGAUUGCUUUUCCUCUAUCAAGGGCGUCCCCGUCGUGUUCCUCUCGGCCAAGUACAACCUCAACUUGCCUAUGCUCAUGACACGAAGCCUAGCGCUCUACAAGAGGUGGAGCGCGCGGCUUCCCACAAGCAGGUUGAACAGCUGGCUCCAGGCUUGGAUGCUGCGUUGGCCUCCUCCCUGGAGAAACGGACAGAAGUGCAGCAUCAAGUACAUGACGCAGACACGAGCACGGCCGCCGACGUUUGUCCUGUGGACGAACUCCGCCUACGGUGAGUUUCCCAAGAACUACAUCAGGCAAAUGCAGAAUGCGAUGCGGGACGAAUUCAGAAUAAGCGGCGUGCCGCUGAGUUUCAACAUCCGCUCCACUUUGAUGCCAAAGCCGCGCAAGAAGCUUUCGAAGAAAGACAUACUGAAGUGGAAGCGAAUGGGCCCAAAGCAGGCGAAGGUUGCUGAAAAUCUCAACUCCAAAAAGAUGCCGAGGCCCCUGCGGCAGAUCGACUGA